CUGGCCACCGUAGAUCAUCGCACUGGUCUGGAUGGCUUUUCUGUUUCUUCUGUGCUUCGUUCAUUUUCGUUAAGUCUCAAAAUAUAUUGGAUACUUGUGCCACAGAAUAAGAUUUUUUUUUGCCUCACUGGACUUUAUCUAAUAUUCAAACGACUGUUAGCGUUGGAGAAAUAUUUUUGAGGAUAAACAACGUCACGUUUUUUAUUUACAACACCCCCGGUUGAGCUCAGCUAAUAAGCUAGCUUCGCUGUGCUACUUCGGCGGCUCUCAGAAUGUUUUAUCGGAAAACUGUGAAAGUUCUUUGCGGGCUCGCUGGAGGCUCCGCCGUCUUGGUGUUUGCUGACUCUCGUGGAUACCUAGGGGAGCCCAGCGGGGAGGCCAGGAGGGUUUGGAGGUCCAAGUUCCCCGUUCUUCAAGCUGCACAGCCGGCGUGGACACCGGGCACCCAUACUCCAACGCCGACCGGACACGCUUGGGACUUCAACUGGGACAAGAGAGACCCGUCCGUGCUGUCCAAUGGGAAGAGGAAAGAGAGCUCCACAGAAGACCCCAGCUCAGAGCAGGACAACAGCAAGCCCAAGGCAACGCGCAACAUCCUCCUCAUCAGACACUCCCAGUAUAACCUGAGCGGCACCAGCGAUAAAGAUCGGAUCCUCACUCCAUUAGGCCGGGAGCAGGCCGAGUUCACGGGUCAGAGAUUAGCGGCGCUGGGAUUGAAGUAUGACGUGCUAAUUCACUCCAGCAUGGCCAGGGCCACGGAGACGGCACAGAUCCUCAGCAAAUAUCUCCCAGGUGUGGACCUGGUUAGUUGUGACAUGCUGAGAGAAGGAGCACCGAUUCAGCCUGUUCCACCCGUCACUCACUGGAAGCCUGAUGCUGUGCAGUACCACGAAGACGGAGCUCGCAUCGAGGCAGCUUUCCGCCGCUACAUCCACCGAGCUGACCCCAAGCAGAAGGAGGACAGCUAUGAGAUCAUCGUGUGUCAUGCCAAUGUCAUCCGUUAUUUUGUCUGCAGAGCUCUUCAGUUCCCCCCUGAGGGUUGGCUGCGUAUGGGCUUGAACAACGGCAGCAUCACAUGGAUCACCAUCCGCCCAAGCGGCAGGGUGGCCCUCAGGACUUUGGGAGACACGGGAUUCAUGCCUGUGGACAAAGUAACGCGCACCUGAAGGCCUCCACAAGCAGCUAACUGGAACUCGGUGUCUUGCAGGGUCAAACUCAAGUUUUCUCCUCAAGUGUCUUAACUGUUUUUGGUGUUUUCUGAAACUAAUUCACCUUCUUAUCAUCUGGCUGGGCGGAGUUUAUUACUUUUGUGCCAUGGAAGACCAGCAGAAGUGAUUUCCAGCUCAACUCUUGAAUGUAAAUUUCUUUUUUUUUACACUGAUGACUGAUUUUAAACCAAAAAGAGCUUUGAAUUUGUAUAGCUGUGCUAAAACUUUGUUAGCUCCACAUCAAUAAAGUGCAGGUUUUGUGUUGUA
This is a messenger RNA of Oryzias latipes (Japanese medaka), 1475 nucleotides long. RefSeq names its product PGAM family member 5, serine/threonine protein phosphatase, mitochondrial (gene pgam5). Gene Ontology annotation, cellular component: mitochondrion. Gene Ontology annotation, biological process: peptidyl-threonine dephosphorylation; positive regulation of mitochondrial fission. NCBI's taxonomy places the organism in Eukaryota, Metazoa, Chordata, Actinopteri, Beloniformes, Adrianichthyidae. The record is from RefSeq and is a predicted model, not a curated record. Gene Ontology annotation, molecular function: protein serine/threonine phosphatase activity.